Molecule: messenger RNA, 1407 nt
Organism: Hypoxylon trugodes
Lineage: Eukaryota; Fungi; Ascomycota; Sordariomycetes; Xylariales; Hypoxylaceae
Exons: 2
Coding region: 1-1407 (468 amino acids)
Biological process (GO): regulation of transcription by RNA polymerase II
Molecular function (GO): DNA-binding transcription factor activity, RNA polymerase II-specific; RNA polymerase II cis-regulatory region sequence-specific DNA binding; protein dimerization activity
Source: RefSeq, a predicted model, not a curated record
AUGGGUUCUUCGCAACCGCCUGACGGCAAUAUGCCGUUCGGCUAUCAUAUCUCUGAUCAUAUACCAGAUCACGUUCCUGACCAAGACUUCAUGUUUCUUAGACCUCCGACACCUCCUCCGGGAGACCCUUUGUUGAGCCACGACGAUUCUAGACUAUUAAACCUUUUCUUUGAGGAUAUGACAUCAAAUCAGUAUCCUUCCUAUGGUGAAGGACUUAAUUAUAGCGACCAGUGGAUAAGUCAGCUUCCGCCGGCCUUCCUCGGUCAUACCACAUCUUAUGGGCAACAGCCUCAACAGCCGUCAGCCUCGCCAAUAAACGGAAUACCCACGACUGCUUUUCAAGAUGUUUUUACGUUCGGUCAAAGUAUGAUGCCGCCACCGCCGCAACCGCCAUUACAACUUCAACAUCCGCAACAACAUCCACACCACGGUACUCCGACGCCCCAUACGCCGAUCGAACAAAACUCCCACGUAGAUGUGGCCGCAGUUCUGACGUCUCUUCAACAUGGACACCAAAACGGACAUGCACCCGGCGCCAAUGGCGCAAAUCACACCCCCAUGGUGCCCUCCCAGCACCCUGCCGCUCCCGCCGACCGAAUGAGACCGCCGCCUCGAAAUCAUAUCAGUCCCGAUCGAAAUAGCCCUGUUCGGCAUAGACACGUCCCAUCGAACGAAAGCGAUACUCUGUUUGCCGACAUGAUGUUCGGCAACCCCCAAGGGUUAACAAGUCAACGGCCAAUCGAAACACCCGAGUUGCAGUGGGGCUCUGAUUCAAGCUUUGCUCGAGCUCAGGGUUACAUCCCACCCGACCACGAAUCCAGCGAACUCCUUGAACAGAAGCGGUUGGGUGUAUUGAAGGUGUUCUCGAUUAGCGAUAGUACUACUACGACGAGGCCUUCGUCUCCUUCACAAAACGGGGAAUCCUCGUCUCAUUUCCGUCGCGAUAGUAAUAUGAAUGGUCAUGUAAAAGAAGAAUGCGACGCUGAGGCUCCUCCUGCUAAACGUCGCAAGAGCAAGAGCAAGGCGAAGGAAGAGGUCCAGGAGGACGUAGAGGAUUUAACAUACAUACCACCAAAAGCAGUGGCUAGGAAGCGCAAGUCGAAGGCGGAUCUAAAAGCAGCUGCAGAAACCCCUGUAGCUGCCCAAGAAGCUCCUGGAAAACGAAGGAAAUCCACCUUAAAUUCGGCAAAGACGCCACGUGAAAAUUUAACAGAUGCUCAAAAAAGGGAAAACCACAUAAAGAGUGAGCAGAAGAGGAGAGGUGCAAUUAAAGAAGGCUUCGACGAUCUUGGUGAAAUUGUCCCAAACCUCAGAGGAGGUGGUUAUAGUAAGAGUGCUAUGCUUUCAUUAGCAGGGGAAUGGCUCGAUGCUCUAUUGAAGGGCAACGCGGAAUUGGAAAAGUUAUGA